AUGAAUCUGCCAUCAUGGAGGCAAAUGAGGAAAUUAACCUCGCAAGCCACAAGUUUGGUAAUAUCCUCUGGUAAACAACUAACCCCCUUGACUCAUUUUCUGGCUUGCCUCAGCCUUCUUAUUAUCCCUCCCCCUGCUGAAGGAAAACUGUUCUGGGCUUAUUUGUCCAGUCCUCCUGUAGCACAGCCAGUAACUUGGGAGGAUCCAACCCCUAAAAUUCAUAUUAAUUUCUCUAUCUUGGGGAACGGGGUCCCUAGUUUCUUCCCUUCUGUGCAAUCUCCUAUAAAUUAUUCCGGAUUGGCCUUUCACCCUCCGAUCUGUUUUCAAAAAGAAACCCAUCCAAAGAGACUAACACUCUCUUGCUUGGGAUCCGUGCCUGUAGGCAGAGUCCUAAAUUAUUCUACUUGGUCUCUCUUUCAUGUAAAAGGUAAAAUGCAAUGGGCACAAAAGUAUAUACAGGCCUAUUGGCAGAAGUUGGAAAUCAUUGGAGAUGGGGUUCAUGAUUCCAAGAGUGCCCCUAUUGUUAUGAAUCAAUGUCCUUACAAAGGAAAUGCAUUAGAAGGAACCUAUGCUUUUGAUGAUUGUCAGAUGUAUUCACCCAAGACCUUCUCUCCACAUGAAGUGGACUUCCCAAUAUUUGAUCUAUCUCGAUCAGCACGUCAUACUUCCACCUCCACAUUGGGUCCCAUCCUAAAACCCCUUCGUUUAAUUCCUAGCUAUAUGCGCAUACCCAAUGCGGAAUUGCAAGAGCACACUCGAGCUAUCCCGCGAUCCAUUUUAUUGACUAGUACAGGAAAAGUACACAGAGAUUUAUGGAAGCUUUAUGCUGCUUUUGACCAGAUUUACACAAAUGAUAGCAUAGGCUUUCCAGAGGCUAUUCUAAAUCCCACGUUCUGCGUUCGCACAUGCGUGCCCCCUCCCUUUUUCUUAGUAAUAGGAAACGGCCAGGUAACUGUCGAAAAAACUAAAACCUCUACCUUUUAUCGACUUCAUUGUCCCUCGUGCAUAUUAACAAAUUACAUACCUAUAGAUAAGAAGAUUGAUUUCAACACAAAGUUAUUCCUGGUGCAACAACCUCCAUAUUGGAUGAUUCCUGUUGAUGUGAGAGGACCUUGGUACGCGAACUUUGGCAUGCAGUUAGCUCAAGAAUUGGUGAAGAAGCUAAGAAGAACUCCAAGAUUUCUUGGACUUUUAAUUGCAGGGAUAGUGGCUACUAUUGCUCUUAUUGCUUCUGCUACUGUAUCUGUUGUAUCUUUGCAUGAAAAUGCUCAGACUGCUGAACAUGUAAAUGAAUUUGCUAGAAAUGUAACUGUUGCUCUCGAUGCUCAAAAGAGAAUUGAUGAAAAAAUUGAAGCACAGAUUGAAGCUUUAAAAGAAGCCAUUUUAUAUCUUGGUGAUCAAUUUGUUGUACUAAAAACUAUAACCCAAUUGACUUGCCAUGAUGCUUAUAAGCAUAUUUGUGUUACCCCUCUGCCUUUUAAUGGGUCAUGGGAAAAUGUUGACAGCUCAUUCCCUUUAGCACUGAAUAAUCCUCCAUCGUCUGGAAUCCAUGCACGUGAUAAAGGACAACUUGGGUGCUUCCAGAUUUUGGCAAUUACGAGUAAAGCUGCUAUAAACAUCUUCGUCAUCGUCGUCGUCAUCAUCAUCAUCAUCAUCAAGAAGAACAGAUUACAGGAAAUCUACCAGUAA
Nyctereutes procyonoides (raccoon dog) is the source of this 1689-nucleotide messenger RNA. Its product is annotated as endogenous retrovirus group K member 25 Env polyprotein-like. The transcript is spliced from 3 exons. The coding region runs from base 1 to 1689 and encodes 562 amino acids. Lineage: Eukaryota; Metazoa; Chordata; Mammalia; Carnivora; Canidae. The record is from RefSeq and is a predicted model, not a curated record. Gene Ontology annotation, molecular function: structural molecule activity.